AUGGCAAAAUCUUUUCUUCGUAAUGUUAGCGAUCAACUAAUAGGUAGUAAUAGUAAAACAACUGACGUACAAAUAGUGCAAGCUGUCAAUCAUUUUGACGAUGAACAUUCAAAACUAUUAAAAUUUAAACGUGAAUUUGAUAAAUAUACUCAAGCUAUGCUAGUAUUCGAUAAUGCAUCAUUUCGAUUUUUUGAUUUUAUUCGGUCACUUUCCGAUUCUUCAUGGCCUCAACAACAAACACUGGAUCAAUUAUGUAUCGAUAUAGGACGUAUUCGUAAUGAACAUUUACAAUAUUUAAAUAAACAUAUGAGUUCCAAUAUUAAUGUAUUAUUUGAUACAUUUGAAAAAACAAAAAGCCACAUCGGUGAACAGUAUCGUAUACAACAUGAUUAUGAUAAAACACGUCGACAAUAUCAAUCAAGUAUAAAACGUGAAGAACAAAUUAAAGUUGAUCGUAUAAAAAAUGAUUUAGAUCAAUUGAAAUCUGCAUUACAUUUAAUUAAUCGUGAAUUGCGUAAUGAUUUAGAUAAAUUUCAUCUUGAUGUUCAAAGUCAUUAUAAAAAAAAUAUAAUAGAAUUAUUUGAUAUACAUGGUCAUUUUUAUAAAAAUUCUCAUAAAUUCUGUUCACAAUUUGUUGAAAGACUCCAAAGAAAUCCUUCAACAAAUUUAGAUAACAAUAAUAAUAAUAAUGAAAAUAAUGAUAGUAAUGAAAAUGACUUUGAAAAAGAAAAACAAUCACCUACUGAAGAUUCUAACAAGAAAAAACCUGAUUGUAUACCAUUUUCACAACUAAAACGAACAGAUUAUAAAAUUUUACAUGAAGCACGUGUUAUACAUGAUUAUGAAGCUGAGAAUGAAGAUGAAAUUAAUUUAGUUAAAGAUGAAUAUAUAUACGUUAUUUCUUUUUACAAAGAAGAAGAUAAUGAACGUGAUGAUGGUUGGGAAUAUGCUGAAAAAUCUGAUGGAACUAUUGGACUUUUCCCGGUUAAUUUUGCUGUACGGUUGUAUGAUAAUGAAGAAAAAACAAUAGAUAAUAACAAAUGA
Molecule: messenger RNA, 1044 nt
Organism: Rotaria sordida
Lineage: Eukaryota; Metazoa; Rotifera; Eurotatoria; Philodinida; Philodinidae
Source: the annotation of a GenBank genome assembly